Molecule: messenger RNA, 1028 nt
Organism: Rhopalosiphum maidis (corn leaf aphid)
Lineage: Eukaryota; Metazoa; Arthropoda; Insecta; Hemiptera; Aphididae
Product: inhibitor of growth protein 1-like
Exons: 6
Coding region: 35-532 (165 amino acids)
Source: RefSeq, a predicted model, not a curated record
UUUACAAGUCAAUGCAAUUCCUACCAACUCUCAAAUGGAUCAAAUUCCAUUAGACUAUACUUUGGAGCAUAUGGAAGAUGGUAGCUCAGUAGUUUCAGCACCUGCGACCAAAGUUAAGGUUACUACUAAAAAGUCAAUUAAAGGUUGUAAAUCAGUCAAACCAAAAACAUCUAUUAAAACAAACAAUCAGAACAAAAUAAAUGCAGUGACUGCAGGUGCAUUAUCGUCAGGAUUGCUUAUUAAUAAUAAAUUACAUCGUCCAAAAAAAUAUAAAAAACGUUUGAAAAAUUCUAAACAAGUAAUAAUUAACAAUUCAUUAACUGAUGGAGAUAAUAUCACUGAAUCAGAUGGUCGUCGUUAUUGCAUAUGUAACAAUAUAGCUUAUAGAACAAUGAUUGGAUGUGAUAACAAUAAAUGCCCUUAUGAAUGGUUUCAUUUUAAAUGUGUUGGUAUUAAGUCUAAACCAAGUGGACAAUGGUUUUGUCCAUUAUGUAAUACUAAUAAAUCUAAUAAAAAUACUAUGAAGAUAUAACUACAUCUAUUACUGUUUAUUUGAAUCAUUGAAAAUGUAUCAGAGGACUUCCUCUUAACUUCAUUUACAACGAAAUCUGGGAUAGUACAACCAACUUACUAUUGUAUAGUUUAUAAUUGUUUUCCUUAUCUAACAAUCAAUGAAAUACAAAUGUUUACUUUUGUGUUAACUCACAUGUACUUCAAUUGUUUUCAUAUCAUACAAGUACCUAUACGAUCUCCAUGUUGAAUGGCGUACAUGUUGGCAUAUUUUAGUGUAAAUACACUCAAGAGUACUCAAAAUGGAUUGUUAUAUGGAUUCUUAUUCUUUUUUUAAAUAGUUUAUUUUUUGUUGCUACUUUUGUUAUUUUGUUUAUUAUUUUUAUAAGUCAUUGUUUUAUCUAUCUAUGACACUAAACUCCUCCUAAACUGCUGGACCGAUUUGAAUGAAAUUUGUUGUAUGCGUUUGGGUAACGCCCUGGACGGUUUAGAUUCACAAAUCAGCCCGAUAAAGUUAA